Messenger RNA from Anopheles stephensi (Asian malaria mosquito), 1682 nucleotides. RefSeq names its product cytochrome P450 4c21-like. Lineage: Eukaryota; Metazoa; Arthropoda; Insecta; Diptera; Culicidae. The transcript is spliced from 5 exons. The coding region runs from base 25 to 1524 and encodes 499 amino acids. The record is from RefSeq and is a predicted model, not a curated record. Gene Ontology annotation, molecular function: iron ion binding; heme binding; oxidoreductase activity, acting on paired donors, with incorporation or reduction of molecular oxygen.
CAGUGUGGUCGGAGCUAGUGCAUCAUGCAGCUGUUUCUGUGGUCGCUUGUCCUCAUUCUCGGUACAAUCCUGUACCGGAAGUAUAAGAAAAUGUACAAAUUUGCUGACAACAUAGAAAUGCAUCAUUCGUACGUUCCUAUCCUGGGCCACUCGCUGUUGGUGUUGGGGAAAACCCACGAACAAGUGUUUCAAAUAUUGAAAGAUGCAUUUCUCGCGCACGAUCGGCUAUUUCAAAUGAGGCUUGGAUGGACACUGUUCAUCUCCUCCUCCCAUCCCGAUAUAAUGCAUGCGGUGUUGGAUAAUCCUAAGGUGAUGAAUAAGGCUCCACAGUAUGCAUUUUUCAAAUCCGAAUUUGGGAUAUUUUCCAGUCCUUAUUCCCUGUGGAAACAUCAGCGGAAAACGUUGAACACGUCGUUCAACAAGCGUAUCCUUGAGAGUUUUAUCCCACUGUUUGACAAAUGUGCGGCGAAAAUGGUCAACGAAAUGAAGCGAGAGCCCAAUCUAGCGCAGGUAGAUCUGAUGACGCACGCUAGCCGCUGCACACUGGACAUGGUUUGUGGAGCAACCCUUGGCACGAACAUUAUGGACGAUCCGAAAGCGAACAAAUAUGUUACAUUUGCUGCUAGUGCGUUCGAGAUAGUGGCUAGCCGUAUGUUCAAUGUACUAAAGCAUCCAGAGUUUCUUUACAAGCUAACGAACUCCUACAAGCUCGAAAUGCAGUACCGCCAUGAUUUUUAUGAAUACGUCCGCUCGAUAAUCCAUCAACAAAGAAGCUCGAUCGCGGCGGAAAAUGAUGAAAAAAUGGAACAAGAGGAUGAAGAAAUUUCCUACAGAAAGCCUCAAAUAUUUAUCGAUCAUCUGCUCAAGGGAAAACGUGCCGGACAACCGUUUCCGGAUCUCGAAAUUUUACACAACUGUUUCACAAUCAUUAUUGGGGCUAAUGACACUAUGGUUCUAGCCAUCUGCAACCUGCUGACUCUGUUGGCAAUGCAUCCAGAUGUUCAGGAAAAGGUUCGGGAAGAAAUUGUCAGUAUUUUCCCAACCGACACCGCAAUCGAAACGACUCCAGAAGCAUUGCACGAGUUGGUUUAUUUGGAGCGAUGCAUCAAGGAAGGGUUGCGUUUGUGUCCUUCAGCACCGGUGGUGGCCCGGGUCUGCAGCGAUGACGUCGAGGUGGAUGGUAACAUUAUACCGCGCGGUACAUCUUUCCUGUUCAGCAUAUCCGCCUUGCAUCGGCGAAAGGAUCUUUGGGGACCGGACGCAGAACGGUUUGAUCCGGAUCGGUUUCUGCCCGAACAUUCGCACGGGCGUCAUCCGCAUGCAUUCGAACCGUUCAGCAUGGGUUCGAGAGAUUGCAUCGGCAAGCGGUACGCCAUGAUGGGACUGAAGCUGGUGUUCGUUCACUUGUUGAAAGGCUUCCGCUUUCACACGGAUCUACAGUACGAUCAGAUGGAGUUUAAGUUCGACAUUACGUUAAAUCUGUCGCAGGGAUACAAGUUCCGCAUUGAGCCUAUUGGUGUUUGAUGAAUAGAUAUUUGUUCGUGUAUUGAGAUGUAAUACGCAGCACCUUUCCAAAGUCAAAUAUUUUAAUCACGAUUCUUCUUAACAUGCUCAAGUUCUUAAUGGAAAUAUUAAGAAUAAAUGAGUUAACGGGGUUUGAAUAAAUUAUUUGAAGCACUUGU